Molecule: messenger RNA, 2037 nt
Organism: Athalia rosae (coleseed sawfly)
Lineage: Eukaryota; Metazoa; Arthropoda; Insecta; Hymenoptera; Athaliidae
Exons: 12
Coding region: 2-1834 (610 amino acids)
Source: RefSeq, a predicted model, not a curated record
CAUGGCGAGGGGUGUAGUUUUUCUCGUUUGUAUUCCUACCUCUAAUCACGAGCAUGAAUUAAUUUUCGGCGUGCAAUCUCCAAACCGUGGAAAAUCGGCGGCAAUUCAUCGACCCAAACAUCAGACGUGCAACAGCGUAUCGCAUCAAAAACUUGAUCUGGAUUUACGUCCUAAAAAAAGUGCAAGGGAUCCCUUGGGGAUCGAUAAAUCAAGGGUCGAUGGGAUUAACGACGCGGAUAGGAUAUCGCCAGAUUUUGUCUCAAUGGAGACGGUAUUGGACGAACUAUUGAAACGGCUGAAGGUCGAGCAUGUCGUUUGGUGCAAGGACAAAGCGAACUUGUAUUACGAGGUCAUUUUUCCCAUUCCCUCCGGUGAUCCUUGUGAAAAUUGUCUGCACUCGUUGACCGAGCUCGGAAUUGGUGUAAAAAUGAAUUCUAUCGUUAGUGUCAUUCCGACCCAGUGCACUUAUAACGGUAUGGGAAAUAUACUGACCACAAAAGAAGCUACCAAAAAAUAUUUCGACGAUAAAAAUGCUUGGGAAGCAUUCGUAGACUCGAUUCGUUCCAAACUAACUGUACAACAAGUUGUUGACGGGGUCCAAAGUGGCGGAGACCUGACGUUCGAUUAUAUCCUUCUCGUAUUGACUGCUGACUGCCUGGCCGGUCUUGGACUGGUUGAAAACAGCGCGACUAAUGUUGUCGCGGCAAUGUUGGUGUCACCGCUAAUGGGUCCGGUAAUGUCCUUGACGUUCGGGACAAUAAUAGCCGACAGAAAUCUGCAGAGUAUCGGUUUUAAGAGCUUACUUCUCGGAAUAUUCAUGUCUAUUGCAUAUGGAUUCGUAUUCGGUCUUCUAUUAGGAACAACCGAAAUGCCCUGGGGCUACGGGGAUUGGCCAACGGACGAAAUGAAGAGCAGAGGUAACUACAGAUCCUUAUGGAUGGGAGUCCUAUGGGCGUUACCUUCUGGUACAGGAGUCGCUGUAGCUCUUUUACAGGGUAGUAAUGGCCCUUUGAUCGGUGUUGCGAUUUCGGCGUCAUUAUUACCACCGGUCGUGAAUUGCGGACUUUUUUGGGCCUUGGGUUGCAUAUGGCUGAUAUACAAGCCGGUAAAAAUUCCUCACAUAAAGGGCGAGUCUUACACAGAUUUGAAUUCGUCGUAUUCGUACGUUUACACGGAAUAUCUACCCCUAGAAUUUUUUUGCAACGGUAUAAUAAGCGCCUGUUUAACUUUCGUCAAUGUAAUAUGCAUCUUCAUCACCGCAAUAAUAGUAUUGAAGAUAAAGGAAGUCGCUGCUCCGUAUACUUCGACACCGGAAUUACGACGCUUUUGGGAACACGAUAUCCGUCGCGUUAGGGGCGAAAAUAAUUCUCGUGAUACGAAUAAUUAUUCUUCUCUAAACUCAAGUUACUACGAUGGUUACAGUCCCAGUAAACAACGAUCCUUAGAACACGCUCUUAACGAGGCAGUUCAAGAGGCGAUGGAUGAUAAAACAUUUCGAAAAGUCCAGCGUAUCAGUUACGGUCAAUUUGCACCGGAAGAAGUAUCUCAAAGACUCGGAGGAUACAACGGAGCCGGAGUUUCCGGUGUUCCUCAAAGUUCUGGAUCAGGUCUUCCGAAUAACAGUGGUAGUAUGACAGAGGAUUUAGCCGCGUUAGAUAAAUUGAUAACCCUUUUACUCGGUCAGUCGAAUACAGUUGGGAAUAAACGAGGCUCGAGAUCAGAUUCAUGGAGGAAUUCACAAAGUUCGAAUCGCGUUAGAAUGAGCCUCCGUGGUUAUCACCCCCUGCAGACACCGGGCAAUAUAAAUCCUCCCAUAAACACCACUCGGAUGUAAUUAUUUCUCUUUUCUUCUUUAUUUUUAUCAGGUAAGAAAGGAACGGGGUGAAAUUUACAUCAAUUGCCUUUGUAUAUCCAUGGGGUUCUUCUGUGUUUUUUUUUUUUUUUUUCACUCCAAUUUUUUUCCAUUCUCAUUCGUGUUCGUGGUUCCAUUUACACAAAUAUUUUUUUAUUGUUAUCUAUACAUACUUCAAAAAUAGA